UUUGGCUCCUCUCAGCCACCGUAUACUCAAAAAAAAAAAAAAAAAAAAAAGAAUAAUCAAUUCAACAUGGCGCUGCCCAGGGUGUGCGCUACUACCCUUCGGAGUAGGCCAGAUUUAGGAGUCAGUAAUGCCAGGGCAUUUGUCACAACAGCGUUCCUCUGCAGACGGGUCCCUCCAUUAGGUCCAAUGCCAAAUGAGGAUAUUGAUGUUAAAAACCUGGAGUCGUUGGAGAAGUAUCGCAGCUACACGCGUUACUUAAAACAUGCCGAGGAGGCGAGGAACAAACCCGCCUGGUGGAAGACCUAUAGGAGCUACGUUGAAACGUCUGAUCCACUGUAUGGUCAGAAGGAGUGGGUGAACAUCGGUCUGCCGUACUAUCAACCCAAGAGGAGCAGAGUAGUGAAGGAGAGAAGGGAGGUGGUGAAGAACAACAAGAAGAAUGCUGAGCUGGAAAGGGCUUGUCGUCUUCGCACUUUUAAGAUCCCCCUGGAUCGAGUACAUGAAGCCUGGAUGAAAAGCGGGGGUCCUUUUCAAGUAAAGAGACUGGCAGUCCACUACGGUAUCUUCAGGGAUCUUUUCCCCAUGGCCUACUUUGUACCUCAGGUGUCGCUUCGUAUUUGCUACUGCCAGGACAGCAGUGGCCAGGUGCAUUAUGGCAAUCGACUGACACCAACGGAUGCAGCAGCUGCUCCUCAGGUCAGUUUCGAAGCAGAAGAAGGCUCCUUGUGGACACUUAUGCUUACCUCUCCAGAUGAGCAUCUUCUUGAUAAUGAAGCUGAAUACAUCCACUGGCUAGUAGGGAACAUACCAGGUGGAGUGGUGCAGGCUGGAGAGGAGCUGUGUCACUACCUGCCCCCCUUCCCUGCCAGAGGGACGGGCUUCCACCGCUACAUUUAUGUCCUAUUCAAGCAGGAGGGAGUCAUCAACUUCCGGGAUGAUGUCAGGCCAUCACCAUGCCAUUCCCUUGCCGACCGCACGUUUAAGACAGUGGAUUUCUACAGAAAGCACCAGGACAACAUGACACCUGCAGGACUGUCUUUCUUCCAAUGCCAGUGGGAUGAAUCCGUCACCAACACCUUUCACAGCACACUCAACAUGAAGGAGCCCGUGUUUGAGUUCAUCCGGCCUCCAGUGUAUCACCCCCCACAGGUCAAAUACCCUCAUCGACAACCUUUGCGUUACCUAGACCGAUACAGAGACGGAAAGGAACACACCUACGGAAUAUACUGAAUCUGAGACACAUGGUGGGAGUAGAGGGAAUUCCUUAAACACAUGUGGAUGUUAUGUUUUCCUAUUAUAUUGCAAAAAUAAAGCAUUUUCACCUGUGUUUGUGGUUUUGUCCAGUUUGCUAUGUAUAAUUCUUUAUGUUUGAAAUAACAAGAUCCAGGCUUGUAUUUACUGAGUUGCCAUGAUAAAACAUUGAACUUCAAAAUUUAGAAGGUUAAUUUGGAUAUAUAAGAAUCUACAAUUCAUCAUUCACUUAAUUUGUCCUCAUCCUUAACCCUAAUCUGUUCAUAUAUUGGAUCAUUGCUUUAUAGUAAAACCAACUCAAGGUGCUGCAUUUAUGUCCAUAUUUGCUAAUGUGAGCUUGGCCAAGACUUGUUGAACCUUGGACUAAAGUACAAUAAUUAUAGGACUACAUUUCUGACUAGCUUGUAAUCAUUAGUGUGUUUUUAAUUUAAAGCUUUAAUUUUAGUUAUUUAGCUUUAAAAUGGGUGCAAAUCACCCAAACCAUAGCCUCAUAUUAUGAUCCCACGUAAAACUAAAGUUGAUUAGACAGUACAAACUCCUGACAAGUCAGUUGUUGAGCUCAGUAAGAUUCUUUUCAUCCGGUUAAAUUAUAUCUAAUUAAAUUUUUUUGCUUUGAAAGGGGUUCAACAAUUGAUAACGUCCACCUUUUCCAUCCCAUAACCUAAGCGUCCUGUUCUUGCCCUAAAUGCUCUACUGAAUUCACUUCACCACAGCAGCAGGGGACACAGAUGUUGGCAAUCGGAGUGGAUGUCACAAAACAAGGGAUACGUAUAUAUCCACAUAUGCUGGUUGAAGUUAUCCAUACAAAAGUUGGAUCAAUUUAAUCUAAUACCAGCAAAGUUACCAAAACGAUUUAUUCUGGUUGCUGCUGUUGUGAUAUAAUGCCUAUUCUGGCUUUAUUUUGCCUCCAGAGCCAGUUAGAGGUGAUUACCAGCAGCUGUGUCGCCUUCAUGAACGCCUGUACUUAAACCUCCUGCUGCAGCACUGGCCCAGUGUUCAGUUGGUGUCUGGAGCGAUGGGAUCUGCAGGUGUCCUGGUUCUUUGUGUGUUGGCUGUGUGGUUCUCCAAAGGUUUCUCUGUGCCUCUUGGUGAAACAAGUCAAACCCAUGACAAUGAGUUCAGUAGCAUUGACUCUGUUAAAGCACUACUUGAAACUCUGGAAUCCAGGUUGAAUCAUCAGUCCAACAUACAGCUAGCGGCGCUGAUGUCCACUGAAGGCUCUGGCAGCUUGGACACGACUCAGUCUCCUGACUUCUCAACCAGUUCCCACUUGGUUCAAUGACAAAUGGCUGCAGCAAGUAAAGCCUCCAUCCUGGGCCCUCCAACGACCAGGAACCAGCAGGAUCCAAGAUGGUCACGUUGGGAUGUUUUAAACUGACUGGGUCACAGGUCUAGCAAGAUGUCUGAUGUCUGCCAAGCUUUGAAUAAAACUCUAAAAUGA
Molecule: messenger RNA, 2692 nt
Organism: Betta splendens (Siamese fighting fish)
Lineage: Eukaryota; Metazoa; Chordata; Actinopteri; Anabantiformes; Osphronemidae
Gene: mrpl38
Product: mitochondrial ribosomal protein L38
Exons: 11
Coding region: 67-1230 (387 amino acids)
Cellular component (GO): mitochondrial large ribosomal subunit
Source: RefSeq, a predicted model, not a curated record